Messenger RNA from Girardinichthys multiradiatus, 2760 nucleotides. RefSeq names its product adenine nucleotide translocase lysine N-methyltransferase-like. The record is from RefSeq and is a predicted model, not a curated record. The transcript has 6 exons. Gene Ontology annotation, molecular function: protein-lysine N-methyltransferase activity. Lineage: Eukaryota; Metazoa; Chordata; Actinopteri; Cyprinodontiformes; Goodeidae. Gene Ontology annotation, biological process: peptidyl-lysine trimethylation; regulation of mitochondrial ATP synthesis coupled proton transport; positive regulation of proton-transporting ATP synthase activity, rotational mechanism. Gene Ontology annotation, cellular component: mitochondrion. Bases 190 to 876 code for a protein of 228 amino acids.
GCCAAAAAUAAUACAAGAAGAAGAAGAAGAACACGACAAGCCUAUGUCCUAACUGAGCUUUGGAAUCGGUUUUUGGAGGGAUUUCGCUCUCUCUUAGGACAGAAGUUUGAUCUCGGGACCAAUUUUUUUUUGGCUUACUGGAUAAACUUGCUUUCAUAUUGGAAACGGCGGAAUAAGGCAUAAACUGAAAUGGAUGACGACACGCCAGAUGAGGUGUUUCCUGACCUCAGGACCAGGCACAUUGGAGGUUGGGGUGUUGCACAGAUAGCUGCUGGCACUGGGCUUGCUGUCUAUGCCAUGUGGGUGGGAAUCCUUCAGCCUGGCUUCCGAAAAGUGCCAUUGAAGUUACAGGUCCCCUACAUCCCUGCCAGCAAAGGUCAAGUGAAAAAUGUGAUGACUUUGUUGAGAGGUCGAACGGGAGGUCUGGUCGAUUUGGGAUCUGGUGAUGGUCGUAUUGUUUUGGAAGCCUAUCAGCAAGGCUUUAAUCCUGCUGUUGGCUACGAGCUCAACCCCUGGCUUGUACAGCUAGCACGCUUUCAUGCCUGGAGAGCAGGUCAACACGGAAAGGUGUCAUACAGACGAGAAGAUCUCUGGAAGGUUGACUUGUCAAAAUGCAAGAAUGUCACAGUGUUUCUGGCUCCCAGUGUGCUUUCAUUAUUAAAGAAAAAGUUGCAGGCCGAGCUUCCCGAUGAUGCCUUAGUGGUUGCUGGCCGUUUCCCCUUCCCAGACUGGAACCCCUGCAGGAUUGAGGGACAUGGUGUGGACAGGGCCUGGGCGUACAGCAUGCAAGCACAACGACAGCACACCAGUCAGAAAAAUGAAAACUUUGGUGCAACAGUGAGUGACACUGAAAAUGAACUGGUUCAGGAAAAAUGAUCCACUUUGAAGAUAAAUUGAUGCUCCAAUUCAGAAUGGCAAAGACAGACUCAAGGUUAACCAUUCUGAAGUAGGAAAGUUUUAAGACUUAAUUUGACCUCCUUUUAAAUUAAAAAAAGUGAGUACACCCUCUUUAUAUCCUGAAAUGGUAACUGUCACUAAAACAUAAAGUGAGUUGAUCACUACAAAGUUGCCAAAGUUAUCUAAGCAUAAUCAUAAUUGCAGGUGAACAACAACACACUAAAUAUUUCACUGUGUAAUGGUUUAUUUAAAAGAAACUAAACUCAGUGGCCGAUCCGAGUAAAACUUGUGAUUAAAUGGCUUGUGCAUCCACUGUGGGCAGAAAUAGCAUCGCAUCACUGUGCAAGUAUUUUGGCUUUGACCUAAAUUUGCUGCUAUGCUCAGAAACACUUGCCUUAGAUUUAACUGUCAGUCGGGGUGUCUUUAGGUAACUUGGUGACUGUUGUUGCACUGUUUGGAAUUGUUUCCAGUUCCUGUCGUUGUAAAAAACACUCUAGUAAUGAAGCCUCCACCACCAUGCUAGCUAGUUUUCACAUUUUGUUUCGGGUGUUUGUUUGUUGUUUUGCCACAUAUGGUUUUAGGGAUUAUUUCCAAACACUUUGGCUUUUUGGCUUUGUUCAUUGUGAUUUUAGGACACCAAACGACAUCACCUAAGACGUUUUGUGGGUUUUUUGCCAUGUAACUGUGUAUCGGUGUUAGUCUAUUUGUUUUAGAAAAUUACAAACCUACAUCCCAUCAUUUCUGAACAGUUUAAAAGAAUAUUCGUCUCUUAUUCAAGGUAUAAAACAGAUGUUGAUGAGAAAAAUAUUAUCCUGACAUUAAAAAUAUAUAUUUUGUAUUUACCUGUACACUUUUUAAUCAUUGCUGUCUCAGUUGAAGAACCAAACUAUGUCAUGUCUUUUUCCCAUGAUGUUUUCAUGGCUACCUUCUCUAAAUAAUUAGCUGUCAGAAUUUUCUUUUUUACAUGUGAAUGAUUUAUCUCUCUGUAUAACCCUUGUUAUGGAUUGAUAAUGGACAGCAACCACAGCUUUUCCGACCUCAUGUUCUCUUUGGCAUGAUGACAGACACUUGAAUUUUCCAAACCAGCGAACAGUUCAUAAUUUCACAGAGGUCCUCGCAGUCAGAGAUCACUAUUAAAAAAGGGGAUUUAAUCAGCAGCACAUGGCUGGAACUUAGCCACUCGAUUUUUACGGAAUCAGUCAGUCAGACAGGAACUGUUCACGCAGUUUCUGCAUCUUAGUAUUGGUUGAUUAAAUAGUAACACAAUUCAAUACCCGUAUAUCAUGCGUUACUUUUUUAUCUGAAUUGCUGAAUUGUAACGUGUAUUAAAGAGAAUGCUAAAUUGACUUUUAUUAUUGUAAGUAAUUGUAGUAUGUCCAAAAAAAGGGUGUACUCGUUUUUUAGAAUGACUGUAUGAUAUGAUCCUUCUGGCAAACUUAAGUACUUUUAUUGUCCUGUGGACCUGGAUUUAUAUUGUUCAUUUGUUUAUUACCAUAUUUCAUAUUUUAACGAGUUUAAAACAAGAACCUGAUGUCGGUAUGAAAUAGUAUCUUCGCUCUUGUUUAUUUUUUCCUGCACCAUGAUAACAAACUCUUUGUGUUAUACAAGUUCUUGUUCUGCUUUUUAACUUGUAUGCCAGAUACUGAUCAUUUAUGAUGUGGAUAUGUAUCAUAUUCAUGAACAAAUAAGAUCCAGAGUGUAAAAGUACAUUUUAGUUUUAAUGUAUGUUUGUGUUUUUUAUGUAUUGUUUUCUGACAGAAAUAGCCUUAUUUGUGAGGCAUAUUUACAUGCAAUUAUUUUUCCUAAGCUGUAAGUAAAAAGUGUCGCUCUUAUCUGUCUGUGGCUAAUAAAUGACCCAUUAAG